CUUCCCCGAGCCAGGAUCACUCCACCCAAGUUCAGUUCACUGUCAGUGCCCCAGGAGUUAGGAGGGACAGACAAGGAGGAGUUAAUCACCAUUAGUCACCACGUGGCAGAGAUGUUCAGUUGAGAAUGAUUAUAUUACUACUGCUUCUGGCAGGAGGGACUUUGGGUGAUCCAACAGCAGGAGAGGCGACCACUAUCCCUCCGGCGGCUGUUGGGCCGUCCAUUGUUUCUGAAAAUCCUCACCAAUCGUCUGAUCUCGCUUUGGCGACCAACUUAGUCGAAAAUGCCGAAGAGUCGAAGAAAGUCAACGCCGCCGAGCCCGAGGAGGACUGGCCGGACUUCUCGUCGGCGGACGCACGUUUCAUAGCAAAUCACUAUAUUAUGGACAUCCCGCUGACCUCGAUCGCCAACGCGACGUCCAAUUUCAUAAAAUCACCUCGUAUGGCGUUCGGAAAGAAUUCGUUUUUGACCGGAUUCGGUCUCGGCUUCUUGGCGUUCGGCCUGAAGAAGCUUCUUCUUCCUCUGUUCAUCGGUGCGCAGAUAGUCAAAUCGGUCCUGGUCGCCCUUUUCCUCCCGACGAUCCUGAGCCACAUCGGCAAGCUCGUCGGCAAAGGGCUGACCAACGUGGCCACCCAGUCCGGCUCCUCCGGGUCUCACGACCAAGUGGCCGACUUCGAGUUCAAAGAUCCAACAGGAGGUGCAGGCGGCUACGACGCUGAGCCAGCAGGAUCCGAAGGGAUGGCCUCUUGGGCGAUGCCAGCCCAGAGCAACGCUCACGCCACCCUAGCUGCCCUCAACCCUGGAAGGACUCCUGGCUACCAGAUCGGUGUCCUUCCGGCGUCGUCGCUCGGCAAGCCGACGCAAACACUUACUGAAAGGUUCACGUCUAAGCUGCCGUCGCUGCAGGUGAAACAGCACUUCGGAAGCUUCUACUCGAAGGACCCCCAUUCGGACUUCAAGGUUUUUAACAAGAUACCCACAUCUUCCCAACUUUUGGCUCACUACGAUCCGUUUUAUUCUCCUCUUCUUUCGAGGCUGGACGCGGUUUUUAAGCAGCUUGGAACGACGUCAGAAGGAUGCAGGGAGCGUCUCGUGUGCGACAUGUACAGGAAUCCGGCUAAAUUCGCCCCUUUCAGCAACCUCGUCUCCGCCCAGCUGUCCAGGGAGCUUAACGAACUUCGUAAGCCUUCGUCUGACAACCCGGAGAUCCUGAGGUUCUUCAGGUACAUGAAAGCGGCCAAGGACGGCCAGGACGGCAUCAAAUGCGAAGCGGUCCACAACAUCUGCAUCGCGCCGACGACGAUCGCCGACAACUCUUCACCCAUGGUGACGACUUUCAACGACAUCAACAAGCUCGUACACGCGAGAAGCUUGAAAGCCCAACCAAUUGAAACGAUUGCUCAGUGAUGUAGUGUGUUUAUGAUUUCUGAUUUGUUAAAUUCUACCUGACGACGAAAUCCGAAUGAUUUGUCUGUAUAAUGAAUUGGCACACUUACGAAUCCUACGCGAUGACACCGAUUGAAGGCCUAAUAAAGCCUACAAGAGGGGGAAAAAACGUUGAUUCCUAAAAUCGACAUCGUGUUAUUAAUGACAGAUGUAAUUCUAUUUUCCGACGUAACGUCUCAUUUCUUUGACCUCCCCGACGUACUAUUUGGAACGUACAAACAGACCAUGAAAUUACAACAACAUACAACAUUAGAAAUCUAGUCAAAGCCUUCGAAAGCUGUUAAUGUAGAACACUUAGCUUCUAUAAAAUUGUGGUUGAACAACAUCGCCAGUUAUUUAUCAAAAUUGAACUUUAUCAAGACCGUACAUGACAUUUUUGAAAAUCGACCGACCAGAACGAUCACGCUAGAUGAAACGGAAAUAUUUCGUGCUCGCUGCUUUUUAUCCUGGACAUGACAACUUUCGAUCGAAAAGAUUUUCUUCACUUCUCAAAAUCUCUUGGGAUUUCGACUUACCUUAAAUCCGCGAGAGGGAAUUUCACGGCGGCUUGGUUCAUCUAGCCCGGCUGAAAUUUGGUGGUGGUAGUAGGGGAAACACAAAUAUUUGUGGUUUAUUAAUUUAUUUUUUAUUUAUUUAUUUAUCUAUGUGUGCAAAGUGCGGACGAAUGAUUUUUACAUUAGAACUAUUUCCUAGAGUUUGUGUAUUUAUAUUUGUUUUUAGCUGUAUAG
Cimex lectularius (bed bug) is the source of this 2173-nucleotide messenger RNA. RefSeq lists its product as uncharacterized. Bases 126 to 1406 code for a protein of 426 amino acids. NCBI's taxonomy places the organism in Eukaryota, Metazoa, Arthropoda, Insecta, Hemiptera, Cimicidae. The record is from RefSeq and is a predicted model, not a curated record. The transcript is spliced from 6 exons.